Messenger RNA from Podospora pseudopauciseta, 252 nucleotides. RefSeq lists its product as uncharacterized. Bases 1 to 252 code for a protein of 83 amino acids. The record is from RefSeq and is a predicted model, not a curated record. The transcript is spliced from 2 exons. Lineage: Eukaryota; Fungi; Ascomycota; Sordariomycetes; Sordariales; Podosporaceae.
AUGGUUCCAUUCUCUACCGUUCCCCGCUUCCUUCCGGGUGGAAGGUUUGGGCUGGCCGGCAGGCUCGGUGAUGUUAUCCAGUCGUCUUUCGCUCCCAAGAAACACCACCCGCUGCUGGGGCACGGCUCACAGCUGAUACGGAGAGAAGAGGCGGAUGCAGCUUGUCCGAGUCAGCACACAACAGGAAGCUGCUGGCUCGGAGGUGGCUUAAGUCUAGAGCCCCCCUGCCUACACGUGGUGUCUGGGGUCUGA